GUCCUGCCUCCUGUGACCACCGCGCGGGUUGCAUCCUGGCGUGUGUGUGUCCUGAACCCGCACAGCAACCCCUACCAGCCGGGUGGAGGGUCACCAACCAGCACCGGGUGGCGUUGCAGGAUGGAACAGUGAACGUCGACAAAAUGACGCCCGCACAGAAGAACGCCUACCUGGAAGCUCAUAUGGUCGUCCAGCAGCAGAUGGCCCAGGCUGCGCUUCAGCUCCAACACCAACACCAUCAGCAGCAGCUCCAGCAGCAGCACCUUCAGCAGCAGCAGCAACAGCAGCAGCAGCAGCAACAGCAGCACCUCCAGCAGCAGCAACACCAGCAGCAGCAACAACAACAGCAGCAGCAGCAACAACAUCAGCACGCCCAGAGUUACGCGCGUGCUGUAAAGAAGACUAAAACGAGCCACGAUAGCCAUGCCUACCACCAGCAGGCUCAGCUAGCCCCACACCACCACCCCCAGCACCAGCAGCAGCAGCAGCACCAGCAACAACAGCAGCAGCAGCAGCAGCAACAUCCUGGCAGUACGCCCUCCGCCCUCCCGAAUCCCUACACGAGCACGAUCAAGGUGCCGCAGAUCAGCGCCGGUUCACACGCGAGUGUGACCGGUGCCGGCAGCGAUACCGCCGCGGUUACUGCUGCAGCAGUGGCCGCGGCUGCGGCCGCAGCUGCUGCCGCCGCCGCCGCCGCCGCCGUUACGUCCUCCGCGGCCACCGGCACUUCCGCUGCGACCGCCACCACCGGCAGCGGUGGUGGUGGUGGUGGUGGUGCCAGCAGCAGUAGCAGCAGCGGAAGCAGCAGCACCUUCACCGUGCCGGAUGACGUCGGGAUGGGAUAUGAAGGUGGAGUACGCGUUCUUCAAAGUUUGGGGAACUGGUCACCGGAGAUACCGGCCAACAUCCCGCGCCCGAACCUGAUCCCGUUCACGGAACCGUACGCGGAGGGUGGCUCCAUGCAUCCCGCGACCCGCCUGAAAGCCCUCCAGCAGGUCCAGCAAUCGUCGGCGGCGGCCGUGGCGGCGGUGGCGGUGGCAGCGGCCGCCGCCGCCUCCUCCGGUGUUGCCCCCCGCCCGAAAGCCUCCCCGGCAAAGGGCGGCAAGGCGUCGGCGGGGACGGCGGCAGGUGGUGGGGGGGGCGGUCCGGCCGACGCCACCGGUCCACCGAAGCCCGUGUUCGAGUGCACCGUGUGCGGGAAGGGCCUCGCCCGGAAGGACAAGCUGACGAUUCACAUGCGCAUCCACACCGGCGAGAAGCCGUACGUCUGCGAGGUGUGCGAUCGGGCGUUUGCGAGGCGCGACAAGCUGGUGAUACACAUGAACAAGUUCAAGCACGUCACGCCGACCAACAUUGCGCCUCUCGGGAAGCGCCAGAACCGGUCGCUUACGCUAGUGGAAAAAGAAGAGUUCAAAAGCGAGGACAAUAAGCCGCCGGCGCUGGUCGACCAUCAGGCGCUGGCCACGCAAACGCUGACCACGGUCGUCAACAGCAUUGCGGCGCAGCACCACCAGCACCAGCUGCUUCCCACUUCCGCCGGUCAGCACGGGCAGGGCGCACCCUCGGAGCUGGCCGGGCUUGGGGUGCCCCAGCACCAUCCGCUCUCGUGGACGUGCGAGCUGUGCGGCCGGAUGUUCGGUUCGCGCGAGGAGUGGACACUGCACGCCAAGAGCCACCUCGAGGUGAUCGUCCCGCAGCUGCCCUGCCCCCGGCCGCCGGGCACGUAAUCCGCUUCCCGUUGGCCAUCGCCCGGUCGGCGGUCGGCAAUCGUCCUUUUACCCGAUCCUGCGUCCCGGGCGUCCUGUGACGCGCAUCCUUCGCCACGGCUUCGGAAUCGCAAACCCAAAACCACCCCCCCCUGCCCGGCUAGAGAGAUGCUGUGCACCCGGCAGAAGUCUCAUUUCCGGUGGGGCUUUCUUUUUUGUAUGAGCGAAAGCCCCAAAGGAUCUGACUUUUGGUGGUGGGGGGGUCGAGGGAAGCGAACGGAGUGCGGUGGUGGGUGUCCUCUCUUCGCUCUUCCAGCCACAUAUCAACCGCCGGGAGGUUUUUUCCCAUCCCGCCUAGCAUCCUCGCAACAUCCUCGCCGCCGAUCGGACCCCGGGGGUCGCGACUUACGCCACACUGGCCUGGGCCAAAAAUCGCAUUCUAUUUCGAGUUGUAAGAAACCAUGUACUACCAUAGAUUGUAACGACGACGGUGAAUUAUGUACUAAAGUAAAUAAAUUGUACUAAACGCACUGGACGACGCUUGGGUGUUGAGACUGUUACUGUGACUACUUCAUCG
This is a messenger RNA of Anopheles nili, 2283 nucleotides long. Its product is annotated as transcriptional regulator ovo. Gene Ontology annotation, cellular component: chromosome. Gene Ontology annotation, molecular function: chromatin insulator sequence binding. Bases 144 to 1727 code for a protein of 527 amino acids. The transcript is spliced from 5 exons. The record is from RefSeq and is a predicted model, not a curated record. NCBI's taxonomy places the organism in Eukaryota, Metazoa, Arthropoda, Insecta, Diptera, Culicidae. Gene Ontology annotation, biological process: regulation of transcription by RNA polymerase II.